Molecule: messenger RNA, 1536 nt
Organism: Symbiodinium sp. CCMP2592
Lineage: Eukaryota; Dinophyceae; Suessiales; Symbiodiniaceae
Source: the annotation of a GenBank genome assembly
AUGAACGAACGCCACUCGCACCGGGGGAUGGUGGAAGCGAGAGUGUCGGCGCUGCGGCGCCUUGCAGCCCAAGACGUGGUGCCAGCAGUGCAGGACGCCGUCUUGCGAAGCAACACUGGGGCGGAGGUGACGCUUCAGCGGGAGGUCUUGGGCCUGGAGUGGCUUGGGAUCAAGCAGCCCUUCCGAUUGCGGCUCCAGGCAGGCGUGCCGUUGCGCGGCAUGGCGACGACACGCCGCCCGCGGCUGCGGCAUCUGGCUUGGGCCUGCCUGGUCCUGGGCGGAGUCCCUUUCGAUGCUCGCAGCUUUGCUUCCGUUGCUUCGCGGCGAGGGGCCCUGGCCCUCCUGGGCAUCGGAACGCCGCUCUUCCCUGCUGGAAGCGGCCGAGCGGCGGCGGCCGAGGGGAUGGACGAGGGGCCCACGGAGGCGGACGUGAGCCUGAUGCAGUCGGCGCUCUCCUCCGUGCGGAAGCUCGGCGACUUCCCAAGCAAGGCCGCGCUGGGCCAGGCAGAGGCGGAGCUGACGGAGCUGCUGCGAAGGUGGCGUCGGCUGCCCGUGGCCCCGAACGAAGUCCCCGCCCUUCUCAGGCGCCGGGCCUUCGUCCGCCUUCGUGCGCAGCGGCCGCAGGAGGCGCAGGCAGAUUUAGUGGAGGCCCUGCAGCUCUGCGAGGCAUCCAAGGCCAACCCCCUUGUCCAGUUUGACGAAAUGCCCAAGGUUCUGGUGGCUCGUGGCAACGUCCUCAGGGCUUUGGAGCAGUGGGAUUCGGCCGUUGCCGACUAUGACCGGGCAGCAGAUCUUUUCGGCGAGCCCCUGGAGGACUUAGAGCUGCUUGAGGGCAGGGCCAAGGCCAAAGUUGGCCAGCAGCAGCCUCUGGCAGCCGCGGAAGACUUCGAGGCGGCCGCGGCGCUGCUGCGUUCCGCAGGCCGCCGCCCCGAAGCCGAGAUCCAAGCGGAGAAGGCCGCCGUGGCGCUCCUGGCGGCGCAGGAGCUGGCCAAGGCAGAGGUCUGCUUCGUGGACGUCAUCCGCCGCUGCGUGGGCCUGCUCAGCAAGGACGUCGGCCUGCUCCAAAGAGUUGUUCAAGCUGAUUCCGACGCAAGGAUGGCAAUGGUCGCCAUUUCCUGGCACAAGGGUGACAUAGAAGUUGCCGAGACGUACUGGCGGGAUGGCUGUGAUCGAUUGAACAUCUUGGCGGAUGAGGCUUCGAAGAACUUGGCCCUGGGCUUCGCCGACGGCGACGUCUACAACUGCACCCGGUACUCCUCGGAUGGCGAGUGGAUUCGGCGAGUGCAGGGAUGGCCUUCGGAGGCCAUCGGAUGGUUCCAGGACUUCUUGCAGAAUCGUCCAGGCAACGCUCCUCCCGAGGGCUAUCUGCAGGACCUCAGCUCCGGCAAGCGGCCCGGCGAGGGCAGCACGCUCAUGGACCUGGCCUUGGCUUCGGACGCCUUCCGUCGGACGGACCCUGUGGCGGAUUUGCAGAGGAACCUUCAGCGGCAGCCGGAGCUCGACCGUCAGCGCCAGACGGCGGAGUUUCAGCGGUGA